CUCCCUCGUGAUUUAGAAAGCCGGGUGUUUGUGUCAGUCGCGUACCUCAGACAAUAAUAUUUAUCUUCGAAAUAUAUUAAUCGUUUGUUUAUUUAAUUUCACAUUCUAAACUGGAAUAGACCUUGCGCGCUCGUUUAAAGUUCGUCUUGAGAAUCAAACCCAUCGGGCCUCGAUGAGAAGGGAUUUCUACAGGCUUCUUCUAGACCGGAUCCCUCAAGUAGACCUUCCCUACAUCCAUCUCUACACGACGGAUUUCGACCUCAACAUUGGAAUAACCCUCAAGGAGAACACUCAUUUUGGAUUAUAAUAUGCUUCUAUCAAAAUUCAACACAUUCGCUCAUAUUUCCACCGUGGACAUGCCGGCGAAAAUCCAGCUUCAAGUUAAGGAGAAAGAGCCGUUCGAGAAGGUGUAUCAGGUCGGCUCUGUGCUGGGAAGCGGCGGUUUUGGGACGGUGUAUGCGGGUUUGAGGAUCGCCGAUGGCGCGCCGGUUGCCAUCAAGCAUGUUGCAAAAGAUCGCGUGACUGAAUGGGGAGAGCUGCCCAAUGGCGCGCGCGUCCCAAUGGAGAUCGUCCUGUUAAAGAAGGUCGGCACCGGAUUCCGUGGCGUGAUCAAGAUGCUGGACUGGUACGAGCGACCGGACAGCUUCAUUAUCGUCAUGGAAAGACCGGAGACCGUCAAGGACUUGUUUGAUUUCAUCACGGAGAAGGGCGCGUUACCGGAGGAGCUCGCCAGGAACUUUUUCCGCCAGGUUCUGGAAGCGGUGCGUCAUUGCCACAACAACGGCGUCGUUCACCGUGACAUCAAGGACGAGAAUAUUCUCAUCGAUCUACGAACCGGCGAUCUGAAGCUCAUCGACUUUGGAUCGGGGGCAUUGCUCAAAGACACCGUUUACACCGAUUUCGACGGUACACGUGUUUACAGUCCACCAGAGUGGAUCAAAUUUCACCGCUACCAUGGUAGAUCCGCGACCGUGUGGUCUCUGGGCAUUCUGCUGUAUGACAUGGUGUGUGGGGACAUCCCGUUUGAGCAGGACGAAGAGAUCGUACGUGGACAGGUGCUGUUCAGGCGGAGAAUCUCCACAGAGUGUCAGCAGCUUAUCAAGUGGUGCCUGGCCCUCCGCCCUGCGGAACGCCCGUCUUUCGAGGACAUCAUCAACCACCCUUGGAUGCAGAACACGGCGCCCCCUACAGACAACACUGAGAUCAGACUGCACAGCAUCAGCCACGAGCAUCAGCCAGCUGCUUUCCCAGCAGUCACUGUGUGCAAAUGACUCUAUCUGAAUGCAUACGUAGAGACUUUCCAUUACAGCAGCAAACCACCCAGGGGACCUGCGGACUGAGCAGUGCAAAAAAAAAAAAAAACACAUGUUAUUCUUUUGUUUUGAGCAUUGCUGCUAGGCGGGAGUUCUAGGCUAGGCCAAAAAAGGGAGAGGUCCACCUUUUUAGUGAGAUCUGUUAUCUCUCAUCUCCUGCCCCCCUGUGGCUCAGGGUCCCAUAAGUCUGGCUCGUAGUUACCAAAUGACUGUCAACACUGCUGUCGGACACGGGUAGAUUGAGAAGCCCAUCUCAGCCAGUGUAGGGAGGAGCUCGGGGACGCCCGAUGCAGCGGCCGCGAGGAGUCGUGCUGCGAUGAGGGCCGAUCUGCGGCUUUGGUGCGCUGUCAGUGCUCUUCCUUUAGGAAGCAGAUCAGCCGAGCUUAAUAAUUUUAGUGCCUUCUGUGCAAGAUCAAGGGUUUGUUUUGUUUUGUUUUUUUGGAAAUACUUGAAUUGAGUAAUAGCCACUGUAACACUCUACUCCUUAACCAGAUGUCUUUUUUGAUCUUCUUGCUUCCACUUUACCUGCUCCUGGCAGGUAACUGUCAGUCUUACUCUAAUACGUCAGAGAGAGUAACCAAAUCGACCUCACAAACCUCUGCAGAAUGAAAAGUCUUACCUCACUCUUUCAAACCGCUGUUUAUUUUUCCUCUUCCUUUGUACUGAGUAACCCUCAACAACUACCACUCAUUGUCACAGAUGCACAAAGCAAUGCAACUACGACGUAAAAAGACUACAUUUUCUGCAUAUUAUUUUUGUUUAUAUUGUAAAUAGCUCGGUCAGAUGACUCAAUUCCAUGACGAGGCUUAUGUGUAAAUGAUAUUUAUUGGAGUGUCUUAAAAAAAAAACGAGAUUGAAGUGGAAGUAUUUAUUUAUUUAUUUAUAGAGAAACAAUUUUCUGCAAAGUUUUUCUCAUUCCACCACCGAAGGGCCCACAAAUUAUUUAAAUGUAUUUUUACCAUAUUUAAAGCCUUUUUUGAGAACGAUAUGUACAUAUGUUGUAAAUAAUCUUCGAAAGCACUUCUGUUUCUCGAUGCAUGGAGUACUGCUGAUGGUAAACCAUACCAGUUUGAAGUCCUGUUUGUCACCUAAUUUAAACUGUCUGCUGUGCAUAUGUUGGAGGAAAUGAACUCAUGAAUGUUUGAGGAACGAGUGAUUUUACAUGGUUUCUUUUUCACCUUUAGUAGGCAUGAUGAUUGCAACUCAGAUUUUGUUUUUCUGAUUUAGCAAUGUAAAUUAUGUUUAGAAAGCUAUUUUUUUACACAAUUGUCAAUAAAUAUUUUUUUAACAUUCA
Messenger RNA from Onychostoma macrolepis, 2607 nucleotides. It is a transcript of the gene pim1, whose product is annotated as Pim-1 proto-oncogene, serine/threonine kinase. Gene Ontology annotation, cellular component: cytoplasm. Gene Ontology annotation, molecular function: ATP binding; protein serine/threonine kinase activity. Bases 309 to 1271 code for a protein of 320 amino acids. The transcript has 6 exons. NCBI's taxonomy places the organism in Eukaryota, Metazoa, Chordata, Actinopteri, Cypriniformes, Cyprinidae. The record is from RefSeq and is a predicted model, not a curated record. Gene Ontology annotation, biological process: protein autophosphorylation; negative regulation of apoptotic process.